This is a messenger RNA of Ricinus communis (castor bean), 570 nucleotides long. RefSeq lists its product as uncharacterized. The record is from RefSeq and is a predicted model, not a curated record. The coding region runs from base 1 to 570 and encodes 189 amino acids. The transcript has a single exon. NCBI's taxonomy places the organism in Eukaryota, Viridiplantae, Streptophyta, Magnoliopsida, Malpighiales, Euphorbiaceae.
AUGCCUUUCAAUUUACAAAUCCCAGGCUUCCAAGUCACUUCUGAUGCCUUAUUUAUCAUGGCAGAUUCUGGCCAAGUCCCUAAAAUAGUUCAAGCCCCAAGGCAGCUGGAAAAAGAAGAUCUACAUAAGCUAAUUCCAACUGAAUGGGUGACAAAUUAUGAGAAACUUCAUGCAUCUCAAGCCAAGCCUGUUCAGGCUACUGAUCCUCUUUUUGUCACACAAAAGGAUGGUACUGUGAAAUUUUUUUUUACAAAAUCAAAAAAAUCUUCUUCUGCUCCCUUUAUUUUUCAGGCUUCGAUAAUUCAACCUGUGUCCAGACCUAGAAAGAAGAUCCCCAUUCAUUCUUUCCAAUCCUCUAGACAUCAUAUCUACACAGCAAGGAUUAAGAGACAUUUCAUCUGGGAUGUUGACCCAGAAAUGUGUACACUAGGCUGCACCUGCAAAGAUGACAUUGAUUUUGCUAAACCAUGUUCUCAACACCCUAGGAAAACCUCAAGAGCCAUGUCUCCAGAGACUCUGUGUUCAGUCAAGAAACCCAGGCAGGAUGACCGAGAUCCAGACAGUCCUUAG